AUGCUGGACGCCCAUCCCCCCCCCAAGACGGAGAAGACGGCGGUGGCCGACCAGGAGGUGGAGGUCGAGACGGGGUUGCGGCGGGGAUACCGUCCCACCCGCUGGCAGAGUAACCUGACGAUCCUGAGUUGCUAUAUCGCCAACUUCAGUGAUGGCUACCAGAACCAGCUGGCCAACCCCACCAAUGUCAUCUUCAAGAAGCUCCUCGGCACGACGGGCUACCCCUCGGAGAUGGAGACCCGCAUCAGCAACUCCCUGCUGAUUGGAGCCAUCCUGGGGGUCGUGGCGCUGGGCUAUGUCUCCGACAUGGUGUCCCGGCGUGCCGGGUUGCUCUUCACCUCGGGGCUGGUCACCAUCGCCACCCUGAUGGCCGCCCUGGCCCUGCAGGUGCACCCGUCCUACAACAUGCUGUGGUACUUCGUCAUCGUGCGCGGCAUCUGCGGGUUUGGCGUCGGGGGCGAGUAUCCCCCGAGUGCCGCCGCCGGCUUGGAGGAGUCGGACGAUUUCCAACGUCGCUAUCGGGGCCCCGUUUUCGUCUCCUUCACGACGCUGAUGGCCACGGUUGCGUCGCCCAUCCUGAUGAUCGUCUACCUGAUCUGCCUGAAGGCGAGCGACAACAACCUGGCCGUCACCUUCCACGCCCUGUACGCCAUCGGCACCAUCCUGCCCGCCGUCAUCAUGGGGCUGCGGUUCUUCAUGACCGACUCGACGCUGUACCACCGCUCCAACUUCAAGGGCCAGCGCAAGCCCGCCGGCUUCUACUGGCUGCUGGCGCGGCGGUACUGGCGGCGGCUGCUGACCACUUCGCUGGCCUUCUUCCUGUACGACUUCAUCAACUUCCCCAACAGCAUCAUGUCCAGCACCAUCAUCGCCUCGCUGGUGACGGAUGGCAACAUCCAGACCACCGCCAUCUGGCAGGUCAUCCUGGCGGUCCUGCCGGUGCCCGGGGUCCUCAUCGGCGCCUGGCUGACCAACGCGAUCGGGCGCCGGGGCACGGGGCUGGUCGGGUUCGCCGGGUACGUGGUGCUGGGCUUCAUCAUCGGCGGGCUGUACGGGCGGCUGUCGAAGCACAUCGCCGCGUUCGUGGUGCUGUACGGCCUGCUGCAGGCGUUCGGCCACCUGGGGCCCGGGGCGACGAUCGGGCUGAUCUCGACGGAGGCGUUCCCGACGGCGAUGCGCGGCAUGGGGUACAGCGUCGCGACGGCGUUCGGGCGCACGGGGGCGGCGGUGGGCACGCAAUGCUUCACCCCCCUGCGCGACCACGCGGGCGACAGCGCCACCUUCUACCUGGCCGGUGGCGUGGCCAUCCUGGGGAUGAUCGUGUACUGCUUUCUGCCGGAGAGCGGCAAGAUAAACCUGGAGGAGGAGGAUCGCGAGCUGGAGAAGUACCUGGCGCAGUUUGGGUUCGAGAUGGAUACCUCGCAGUGA
This is a messenger RNA of Aspergillus heteromorphus CBS 117.55, 1428 nucleotides long. RefSeq names its product MFS general substrate transporter. The record is from RefSeq and is a predicted model, not a curated record. Gene Ontology annotation, cellular component: plasma membrane. Lineage: Eukaryota; Fungi; Ascomycota; Eurotiomycetes; Eurotiales; Aspergillaceae. Gene Ontology annotation, biological process: transmembrane transport; carboxylic acid transport. Gene Ontology annotation, molecular function: carboxylic acid transmembrane transporter activity. The coding region runs from base 1 to 1428 and encodes 475 amino acids. The transcript is spliced from 3 exons.